AUGGUUCUUACUAUUCCCGAGAAACCACUUGAACUUCACCGUCGUCGCAAAAUCUUGCUCGCUUACGAUAACUCUGAUUUCAGCAAGUUUGUCUACCAACAUGCCUUGGAUAACAUCUUAAUUCCUGGAUACGAUCAUGUCCAUUUGGCCACUGUAGUAGACGAAGAACAAUCCGCUUGGUUAUCUACACACACCUCCCGUGCUCAGAAUGCUGACAGCGAAACGACAAUGCUAGUUCAUAAUGAACUGGGUCCAUUACUUCUUCUCCUACAGAAGAGAUGCGGUUAUGCGAUUAAACGCUUGCCUGAAAAGAGGAAAACUAACCGACGCUUGUCGUUCACCGACCACCAAGAUGCAUCGGACAUGUUGAAGCCUUUAGCACAAGAAUUGGCUUCCAAAGGGAUUACCGCAAACUUUUAUAUCCUGAAAGGAGAUCCCAAAGUCCAACUUGUCAAACUCGCUUCACAUACUCAUGCGGAUAUGUUUAUUAUCGGAACUCGAGGUCUUGGGUUAUUGAAACGUAAUCUCAUCGGAAGCGUAUCAGAAUAUGUAGUUCGUAAUGCUGACUGUCCUGUGCUUGUAGUCAGAAAGAAGGGAGAGAAAGCAAAAGCUGCUAGCCGACCAGACUCUCCGACAGCCGAAUCCUCAACGGCCAAGAAAGCACUCCAGGCUCCUAUUUCGCUUGUCAGAUAUUGGACUAAAUAA
Molecule: messenger RNA, 705 nt
Organism: Paraglomus occultum
Lineage: Eukaryota; Fungi; Glomeromycota; Glomeromycetes; Paraglomerales; Paraglomeraceae
Source: the annotation of a GenBank genome assembly